Monopterus albus (swamp eel) is the source of this 1915-nucleotide messenger RNA. It is a transcript of the gene dhrs1, whose product is annotated as dehydrogenase/reductase (SDR family) member 1. The record is from RefSeq and is a predicted model, not a curated record. Lineage: Eukaryota; Metazoa; Chordata; Actinopteri; Synbranchiformes; Synbranchidae. Bases 371 to 1303 code for a protein of 310 amino acids. The transcript is spliced from 9 exons.
UAGGUGAGUUGACGUCAUUUCCUGUCGCCAUCUUAAUUUUUCAGCGAAAACAAGUUUGUCCUUCGAAAAACGGACAAAAUUGAUAUUUUUCGUGUUCUGGACCGGGUGGCUUUUGACUUUUAUCUUUAGAAGGGGUUAUGGGGAUGCGGGAAAUGCCUUCAGAUUUUGGAUGAGUGUUAUGAAACAACGGUACAGAGCUAAAAUGUUCGGCAAGCUUUAAUUUCGAACGGUCUCGGCCGUACUGGCUCUCUACUCUCCCCUCUUACUCUCAUGUAUGUUAAUAAUUUACUUGAGAAUAAUGCAGCUGGGGGUAGUUUACUCCUAAGGACUAGACAAACCAGAUCCUGUGCUGUCUGUGUAAUAAGAGAAAAUGUCUCUGUCUGGCUGGGUGUGUGUAGUGACAGGUGCCUCCAGAGGGAUUGGCAGAGGAAUAGCUCUCCAGCUGUCGGAGGCAGGAGCCACUGUCUAUAUUACAGGGCGCCAAGAGAAGACUCUGAAACAAACUGCGGCAGAGGUGAAGGAGAGGGGAGGUUACUGUGUACCAGUUGUCUGUGAUUCUACCAAAGAUGAUGACAUUGAAGAACUGUUUGAACAGAUCAAAUGUGAACAGAAUGGCAGGCUGGAUAUCCUGGUUAACAGUGCCUAUGCAGGAGUACCGGCAAUCUUUGAGAAUGUCGGGAAGAAGUUCUGGGAAAUUGAUCCAUCUUUUUGGGAUUCCAUCAACAAUGCAGGCCUCCGAGGCCACUAUAUCUUCUCAGUUUAUGCAUCCCGGUUGAUGGUGCCUCAAGGUCGAGGUUUGAUAGUCACCAUUUCAUCAUUCGGAGGACUGCAGUAUAUCUUCAAUGUGCCAUAUGGUGUUGGUAAAGCCGCAUGUGACAGACUGGCAGCAGACAUGGCUGUUGAACUGAAAAGCAGGGGGGUGGCUUCUGUCAGCCUGUGGCCAGGAGCGGUAAAAACAGAGCUGGUGUCUCAGUACAUGCUGGAGACUGAUUCACUACCAGGUGCAAAUAUGAAGUUAAAAACUUUAUUUGCCAAUGGAGAGACCACAGAACUGAGUGGGAAGUGCAUUGUCAACCUGGCAAAAGAUAAAAGUCUGAUGUCACUGACUGGGAAAGUUCUAAUGACCUGUGACCUGGCAAGGCGCUAUGGGAUGCGAGAUAUUGAUGGGAGGAUUGUAGCUGAUUACACUUCCCUUAAAUUCCUCCUGAGCCAGGUCCCAUAUCUCUCCUGGCUUUCAUUUGUUGUCCCCUCAUUCCUACACCUGCCACGCUUUGUGCUCACCCUGGCAAAUAGCCGGUUCUAAACAUUACCUAAAUCAGUACUGGAAUGGCAGUAUCAUAUUGUGUUUCAAAGGACUCAAGUAGCCCAAAUUCUAGCUAAAUCUGUAAGAUUUGCUAAUGGUUGAGGAUCAGAACAAUUACUGAUACAUGGUGACAAGAAAACUUGCCUGACCACACAGAUUAGACAGUUUAGACUGACCACAGCUUAUUGUUUUUGAAGGAAUAUUGUUUAAAUUAUUGUAUAUAUCCAUUCAUAAGGUUGAGAUAAACAUAGAAUAGAAUAGACUAUAUUGUCAUUACACAAUCAUGCGUUACGAAAUUAGUGUGCUCUGACCAAAACAGAGUGCAAUAAAAACAAACAAGAAAAUAAAGAAAGCAUGAAGAAUUCAGUAGCAUAUUUCCUGUACUUUUACACAUUUUAACAAAUCAGCUGUGAGUGAAGCCACAGUCAGUUAUAAUGACCAAUGUGAAUUUUUUAAACAUGAAAUUACAACCAUCCAAAGCUAAAUAUCACACAUUUAUGAAACAAAUAUUUUUAUAGUUUUGCACCUAUUUCAGCAGAUAUUUUUGUAUUGCAUGUUUAUAUGUACAACACCACUACUAUUGAACUGGGUAAUAAAGGAAUGUUAACACUU